Messenger RNA from Durio zibethinus, 1162 nucleotides. Lineage: Eukaryota; Viridiplantae; Streptophyta; Magnoliopsida; Malvales; Malvaceae. The record is from RefSeq and is a predicted model, not a curated record.
GACUAGUUUUUCAAAAGCUUAAAGGCCCUAAACUACUAAUGGGAGAUAUUAUGACUGGUGAGAAGCAUGUCAAGGAAGUAAAUGAAGAAACUGAUGUUGAAUUUAAGUGGGGUAAUAAGUUGGAAGUUGAUGAGCAGAAUCCGACCAGUCAACUUUAUGAAUCCUUUGUAUAUGAUGGUAUUGAGUAUUCUCUUUUUGAUUGUGUCUAUUUUGGGCCUGAGCCUGUGUUUAGUGUUGGUAAGCUUGUAAAAAUAUGGGAGCUACCAAACCAUGAAAGGAUGGUGGAGGUUGUAUGGUUUUUUCGUCCCGAAGAAAUAAGAGAUUUGUUUGGAGAUGAUGAGUCACUUCAAAAUGAACUACUUUUAGCAUCUGGGGAAGGCAGAGGCCUUUCCAAUGUCAAUGUUCUGGAAGCUAUUUCUGGGAAAUGUAAUGUUGUUUGCGCAUCAAAGGACAGGCGCAAUCCUCAACCUUCUAAAGUAGAAUUAAGUAUGGCUGAUUUUACAUUCUAUCGAACUUUUGAUGUUGGAAGCUGCAGGGCAGUAGAUAACUUUCCAGAUACAAUAGCCGGAAUAAAAGUGGAGUACUUUUUCAACAGAAGUGAUCAAAGGCUCCUUUAUCCUGGUACGGUCCCACCAAAUUUGAAUGAAUCAGUGGAAACAUCAACUAGACCAUCAAAUAUUCAGCAGCCUAAGUCAGUAGGAAAAACAUUCAAUUGUAACAGUUAUGGCACCAAACUGAGUCCAAUUGCUGAAGGUAGCCUCUAAAGGAACUUUUUGCAUAUAAAGUCUGUAUUUAUUUCUUUAAUGUCAUUCAAAAAAUCCAUUGAAGCGGCAUCUCACUCUGGUUAAGAAGUGCAUUUCUCAGAUAAGAAGGACAAAACUCGGUUUGUUGGAAUCUCUUCUGAAGGCAAAACCCAGUUAAAAUAUGAGGUUUUCUCAGAAAAGGAUGUUCCUGAAAAUCGAACUAUGAAGAGGAUAAAGUAUCUUGCUCUUUCUGAGGACCUAGAAUUGCAGUCCUAUGGUUCACCUUGUCUAAAGCUUAGGGCAAAGGGGAAAAAGUUUGGUCCCAUAAAUAGAGAUUUGGACAGAAUGGAUUUUCCAUACCAGGACCAAAAAAUCUCCAAGGGAGAAACAAUGGUGCGAAAGCCAAGCAAGUUUGGAAA